Molecule: messenger RNA, 4902 nt
Organism: Epinephelus moara (kelp grouper)
Lineage: Eukaryota; Metazoa; Chordata; Actinopteri; Perciformes; Serranidae
Gene: vps35l
Product: VPS35 endosomal protein sorting factor like
Exons: 31
Coding region: 200-3106 (968 amino acids)
Biological process (GO): endocytic recycling
Cellular component (GO): endosome
Source: RefSeq, a predicted model, not a curated record
ACAUAAAUUAAAACGUCUCUCAAUUCGCGCUGUUGUUAUUACAAAUGGUGAAAUAACACCCUGUUAGUUAUUGACAGUAGUAGUCCUUACGACGACAAUAAUAACUAUUUAAUAAGUCGCCCAUUUAAGACCAAAAACAGUGUUUUCCCAAAAUCUGGCAUAACCAGGAAGUUCUGAGGUGUCAUAUGAUUGUAGAAAAAUGGCUGCGGUGCAGUGGCGAUCCAGAGGGCGCAACUAUGAGGCAGAGCUGCAGAGAUGUCAUCCUGAGGCCUCUCCGAUUGAAUUUGGAGACUACCAUCCCCUCAAACCCAUCAUGGUGACAGACACAAAGACCCGCCGUGGGGCUCGUAAAGGCAGCACCUCCUCGUCUUCCUCCUCCUCCUCCUCGGCGCCCCCGGACCCCCUCAGCUCCAUGUUGGAUGGGACCGACCCCCUCUCCAUGUUUGCUGCAGCCUCGGCCACUGAGGUUCCUGCCAUGUCACACAGCGCCUCCACAGGGGAUCUGGGGAGGAAGAGGAAGGAGAAAGAAGAAGAGGCAGUGGGACCAGACUUUGAGCCCUGGUCGUCAAAACGAGGAGAGAUCCUGGCCCGGUUUACCACCACUGAAAAACUCUCAAUUAAUCUCUGCAUGGGCUCUGAUCGGGGAAAAGCUCCAAGUCCAGGAUCCUCAGCUGUUUCAGAGAAAGUUCGAACUCGCCUGGAGGAACUCGACGAUCUGGAGGAGGGUUCCCAACGAGAGCUGCUCAACCUCUCCCAGCAGGAUUACGCUAACCGCAUCGAGGAGCUGAACCAGUCCCUGAAGGAAGCCUGGGCCUCAGACCAGAAGGUCAAAGCCCUGAAGAUCGUCAUCCAGUGCUCGAAGCUUCUGUCCGACACCUCUGUGAUCCAGUUCUACCCCAGCAAGUUUGUUCUCAUUACUGAUAUCCUCGACACUUUUGGACGGCUGGUAUACGACAGAAUCUGGACCAUGUGUUCAGACCCACGACCCCUACCAGACUCGUUCACAGUUGACGAUGUGAAUGACACGGCCAAGGAGACGUGCCUUAACUGGUUCUUCAAGAUCGCCUCCAUCAGAGAGCUUCUGCCCAGACUAUAUGUUGAGGCUGCCAUUCUGAAGUGCAACCGCUUCCUGAACAAGAGUGGCAUCCCGGAGACACUCCCUCGGUUGACAGCCAUGAUCAGAGGGAUCGGAGACCCUCUGGUGGCAGCAUAUGCCAGAGCUUACCUCUGCAGGGUGGGCGUGGAAGUGGCCCCCCACCUGAAAGACAGCCUGAACCGCAACUUCUUCGACCUGCUGGGCACCUUCCGGCAGAUUAGUGGGGAGAGCGUCCAGAACCAGCUGGUCAUGCAGAGGGUGGAGGUGCCCGAGUACCUGACGCUCUACUCACCCGCCAUCAACUGGAUCCUGCAGUGCAUCGCCUACAGAGCUCCAGAGCCUUUACUAACGGAGAUGAUGGAGAGAUGCAAGAAGCUGGGGAACAAUGCAUUGCUGCUGAAUUCAGUUAUGAGGGCGUUCAGGCCAGAAUUUGUCGCAGCCAGGGCCACUGACUUUAUCGGUAUGAUCAAAGACUGCGACGAGGCUGGCUUCCCAAAGCAUCUGCUGUUUGGAUCUCUGGGUCGCAGUCUGGCCUGUGCUGACCCUCCAGAAUCUGAGCGACUGACGAUCCUGAAUGAAGCCUGGAAGGUCGUCACCAAAGUGCGCAGUCCUCAGGAUUACAUCAACUGUGCUGAGAUCUGGGUGGAGUUCACCUGCCGACACUUCACAAAACGUGAGGUCAACACCGUACUGGCUGACAUCAUCAAACACAUGACCCCUGACCGGGCGUUUGAGGACGCUUAUCCUCAGCUGCAGUCAGUGAUCAGGAAGAUCCUCACCUACUUCCAUGACUUCUCCGUCCUCUUCUCCAUGGAGCGUUUCCUGCCGUUCCUAGACAUGUUCCAGAAGGACAGUGUGAGGGUGGAGGUGUGCAGAUCCAUCAUGGAGGUCUUCAUCAAGCACCAGGUGGAGCCCACCAGAGACCCGGUCAUCCUUAACGCCAUGUUGCACAUCUGCAAGACCAUGCACGACUCUGUCAACGCUCUCACUCUCGAGGAUGAGAAAAGAUCUUUGUCUCUGCUGAUCAUUGGCUUCAUCCGCAUGGUUUCUUUUGGUCGGGACUUCGAGCAGCAGUUGAGCUUCUGUGUGGAGGCCAGAGCCACCUUCUGUAACCUGGAGUCAGUGAUGGUGCAGCUCAUUCAUACGGUGAACCAGCUGGCGAUGGAGACCAGCAGGGUGAUGAGAGGAAAUCACUCACGCAAAACAGCGGCCUUUGUCAGGGCGUGUGCUGCCUACAGUUUUAUCACCAUCCCGUCUCUCAGCAGCAUCUUCAGUCGUCUCAGCCUCUAUCUGCUCUCUGGUCAGGUUGCGUUAGCAAACCAGUGUCUCUCCCAGGCGGAUGCUUUCCUAAAGGCAGCAGUCAGUCUUCUUCCAGAGGUUCCUCGCUCCAUCAGCGUGGAGGGAAAACUUCGCUCUUCUGAGACCUUCCUGCUGGACUUUAUCAACAACUUCCUGGCUACACUACUAGUUGUCCCGGACCAUCCAGAGCAUGGCGUGCUCUACCUUGUCCGCGGUCUACUCAACAUGGUACAAGAUUACACCUGGGAGGAAAACAGCGACGCCAAGGUGCGGGUCUACAUCAGCGCUCUGCCCCUGCUGGCUGCCAUGGGCCAAGAAACCUACCUCUACUCCAUCCCUAAAGUGGACUCCAAUGAGACACUUUAUGGAGGAGACCCCAAGUUUCUAUCAGAGAUCAACAAGCUGUGUGAGACUCUGAUCGGACAGAUUCUGGACCACCUGAAGGCACUCAGUCGGGAUGAGCAGAGCACACGGCGUCAAGGCGCUCUGGCCUUUUCCCUGUUUGGCGUCCUGCUCGCUCACGGUGAUCUGAGGAACAACAAGCUGAGCCAGCUGGCUGUCAACCUGUGGAACCUCAGCCACAAACACGGAUACUGUGAGACUCGAGUUUCGGUUCGGACUCUGGAGUACAUCAAACACCAGGCUCAGCAGGCCGACAUGAGCCACCUGUUGGAUACAGUCCAGAGGCUGCAACUGCAGUCCCGCACCUGAACAUGAUGUGAUUCUGUUGGCUUCAUAACAUCGUGAUUUCCAUCAUGCACUGGGACGGUUUGCAGCCGAGUGUGAAGCGGUCCAAAUCUGAGGCCAUGGUACUCUGCCAGAAAUCGGUGGAUAGCCCCCUCUGGGUUGGGAGGGAGUGAGAGAGUUCAAGUAUCUCUGGGUCUUGUUCACGAGGGUUAGGGUGAGAUGGAUCGGCAGUUUGGUGUGGCUUCUGCUGUGAUGCGGGUGCAGCGCUGGACCGUUGUGCUGAAGAGCGAUUUACUGGUCCAUCUACGUCCCAACCCUCACCUAUGGUCAUGAACUCGUGAACUGGGUAGUGACCGAAAGAAUGAGAUCGCUACAAGCGAUUGAAAUGAGUUUCCUCCGUGGGGUGGCUGGGCUCAGCCUUAGAGAUAGGGUAAGGAGCUCAGACAUCUGGAGGGAGCUCGGAGAAGAGCCGCUGCUCCUUCACGUCGAAAGAGGUCAGUUGAGGUGGUUCGGGCAUCUGAUCAUCUUCCGGGCACGUCCCACUGGUAGGAGGCCCCGGGCCAGACCCAGAACACGCUGGAAGGAUUAUAUAUCUCAUCUGGCCUGGGAACGCUUUGGGGUCCCCCAGGGGGAGCAAUUUGGCAAUUUGGGUUUUCUAUCCUCGCACCACAUGCAGCAACUUUGUUCAUACCCUCAAUAAAAAGCGAUAAAAAAGUGGACAGGACAAUGUUUGUUUCAAGACAUUCUCAAACUCUUCUCAGUUGUAGUUUAUUUACUUGAUUAGUGAAUCAUCUGAAAGGCAAACACUCCUCUUUAGUUCUGAAAGGAAAAAUAAUAAAAAACAAAAGCGUGAUGACACUGACAAAGGGCCUUUGGUCACACCUUUUUCACUGCCAAUAAUGAAAGGAGAAGUCCAACAAAACUGACUUUCAGGUUGGCAAAAAAGAAGUUAUGACACUGAAUAAUAAAAGGUGUGUGAUAUGAGUAGCAGAGCAUGUUGCAUGAAAUGACUGAUGUCAUAGGAAAUGUGAACUGUUGAGGAACCUAAAAGUCAGUUUUGCCUGGAUUUCCCUUCAGACCUCAGUGAUGCAGCGGAGGGACCAGCAGGAGGAGCCGACACCAGAAAUGAACACAAUACUGUUAAAGCUGAGUUAUUUAAACAUUUGUUUGUAGUUUAUUAUUUUUCAGUCUCUGAUGAACGCUGCUGUUAACCCUUCCACUGCCACACCACUGGUUUCUUUCUCUGUAUCAUCGAUACCAACGUUAGAUAGAUGUAAUCACAGCAGAGCAUGUUUACAUUCACAACCCGACACAAUUCUAUCUGUCCUUCUGUCGCACUACGACAUUGAGCCAGCCGGUCCCGUACGGUGUGCCAAAAUGGCCAAUAUUGAAGUUUAUGAAACAAGUAAUCAUGAAAAUAAAUGUUUAAAAGGGACCCAACUAACCUGUGAUGUUUUAAUUAAUGUAUUAAAUUACCUAACUUUCAUGGAAUUAUUUUAUCCUUCUUAAAUUAUUCAUUAAUAUAAAUAAACCUAAAAUUAUAUUCCCUGAAAAUCUGUUGAGUUUUACCAGUCUUUAAAUAUUUUACUCCACUGAUUCAUACAAUUAUUGUCAUUUUGUAUUUAGUAUUGACCAUUUUGGUGUUCCAUAGUCCCACACAGAUAAUUACACAGAAGUAAAUAAACAUUCCUCUACAUUGGAAGACCUCUGGACUUUUCUAGUAACCUAGCAUUAAAUUAAAAUUUGUCUUCACAUGGGGGGGUAUGACCUCUUUUAAGAUUAUCUGGAGCACAGUUAGGACUUUUUUGUUUUGUUUUUUU